CAGGUCUGUCUGCCCUAUUUGGUCACCGUCCCUGCGGUGCAGGGCCAAGCCAUCGUGCCACAUCGGGAGUUUUUCAGGGAACACCGGAGGAAUUCGCAACCACAACCGCCGUAUCUGGUAGUGGCAGAGGAAAACAGAAACAGGAAAAAAUGUGAUUCUUGCGCAGCAAAGUUGGAAUUAGGCGCGCAGAAGAGUUCAGAAGUGGGCGGGCGCGUAUGUGUUUAAAAAAAAAAAAAAAAGUUUGGAAACCCCACCAGCCAAGUCUGCAGAAAAAAAUAAAUGAAGUCUGCCUAUCUCCGGCCGGAGCCCCUCCCCCGGCCCGCGCCCAGCGUGACCCAGGUGCCGCUUCCUCCCGGCCGCCGAGGGUCCGGAGCCCGCGAGCGCGACCCUCACGGCGCCGCCUGUCCCUCGGCCUCCGCCCGGGCCGGCGCGCAGGACCGUGGGCGAUGAGCAGCCUCAACAGCACGUCGCCGCUGCCCCGCGACGAGCCUGGCUGGGGGCUACCCUCCACCAUCACGGACAUCGCUGUCAUUGCAGGCGUAAUUGCUGCUGUGGCCCUCGUCCUGGUCUUCCUCCUCCUUGUCACGCUACGCUACAUGUGUCGGCACAAGGGCACGUACCACACCAAUGAGGCCAAGGGCACGGAGUUUGCUGAGAGUGCAGACGCGGCCCUGCAGGACGACCCUGCCCUCCAGGAUGCUGGUGGCGGCAGCAGAAAGGAGUACUUUAUCUGAGGGCACCUGACCUCCCCUCCCCAAGUGCCUGCUCAAGCCCCCUCAUAGAAAAUGCACCCCACCGCCCACCAGCACUACUGGGACCACCCUGCACCCUGCAAGAGCAGCUGCCUCUUCCCGAGAUUCGCACCUUGGGGUGCCAGGUGCCCACCCAGGGAGGAAAGCAGGGGGCUCCAGCUACGUGAGGCAUCUCCCAGGGACACAGGGAGGCAGCGGCCACCCAAGAGGCCAGCCUUUGCUCUGCCACAAAGGGAGAAAGUCUGGACACACAGGUCCCCUGGGCAAGCCAAGGCGUCAUCUCAUUUGCGUGACAGUCCUUGCUGAGGGUGAGGGGGCGGGUGGGCCUGGACCAGGGAAGCAAGGACAUGCGUCAUCAGCACACCGCCUGGGGAUAACGGCAUAAAAUGUCAGUCCUUGACAUUUGGGGGGAACAGCAGGUGCCACAACUAAAGGGUACCUUCGUCUCCCAUUGAUCCAGCUCGAAACGAUUGGAAAUAAAUUUGAAAUGUAACAGA
Molecule: messenger RNA, 1249 nt
Organism: Lemur catta (Ring-tailed lemur)
Lineage: Eukaryota; Metazoa; Chordata; Mammalia; Primates; Lemuridae
Gene: GYPC
Product: glycophorin C (Gerbich blood group)
Exons: 3
Coding region: 216-734 (172 amino acids)
Cellular component (GO): membrane; cortical cytoskeleton
Source: RefSeq, a predicted model, not a curated record